Molecule: messenger RNA, 919 nt
Organism: Suillus subaureus
Lineage: Eukaryota; Fungi; Basidiomycota; Agaricomycetes; Boletales; Suillaceae
Exons: 3
Coding region: 180-740 (186 amino acids)
Source: RefSeq, a predicted model, not a curated record
AUUGUAUCUUCCAUGUGGGCUGUUGUGGUCAUAGUGGCGGCGUGGCCAAUAUUGGCUGUCAAUGGUUUUCACCUCUCUCACCUGUUUUCCUGGGUCAUCCGACGCAGGACGUUCAACCUGCCCCGCUGAGGAUGGGAUUUGAAAAAAGAUAGUGGUUGCUGUUGGGAGGCAAAAUCGUCAUGAGCACUUACAAUAUAUAUCCAUGGCCUCACGACGAGUUCAAGGUAUUUUUGACGUGGUCACAGUUUCCCCUGCAGAAACUGUCAAUGACUUUCAGCUUCGAAAUGAUGAUAGAAAUACCAGUGAAUCCGAGUCUGGGCGUCCUAUUAAAAUUGAUCUGUACUUUGGGGACUCGAAAUUUACCCUUUCUCUUCUUCUCCUUCGUAUCUUCCCCACUUUGCGCUUUUCUCUCUAUUUUUAUUCGUAUUCUUCAUCAACAACCCCGAGGUAAGCAUUCAUUGUUCCUGCCGACUUUCUCUCACGAUUGUUCCGCAUCUAAUCCAAUUCUUGGAUCUCAACAUGAGAUCCAUCACAAGCCACCGACCGUGUCCAACGCAAGUUCGGACAGCUUUGUCAAUGUAUCUUCUCUCGAUGCAAGCUGCCACAUAUCAAAAGACAUGAUGGAGACGCCUUCCACAACUCGCGGACAGAACAAAAAUCAGCUUCCAGACAUUCCUAAUGAUUGGACACCUCCCUCAGAGCCCCACGCUCGGCGUGUCUUCAUCUUUCAUGCAUGUUAAAUUCACCGCCUGCUCAAGAACUCGAUGCCAUCUCCCGUGGGCUUGACCUUGUCCUACUAAUCGCAUCGUUCCUGUUGUCCAUCACAGGACUACUCACCUAGGCGUUUUUUUGUGAGACACGUCGCUUGGAUGGAGUUACAUGAACAUUGUAAGGAAAAGAAACCAUUCAGGUUGGGGCG